Cydia strobilella is the source of this 2677-nucleotide messenger RNA. It is a transcript of the gene Agxt, whose product is annotated as alanine--glyoxylate aminotransferase-like. Gene Ontology annotation, cellular component: peroxisome. The transcript has 8 exons. Bases 161 to 1333 code for a protein of 390 amino acids. The record is from RefSeq and is a predicted model, not a curated record. Lineage: Eukaryota; Metazoa; Arthropoda; Insecta; Lepidoptera; Tortricidae. Gene Ontology annotation, molecular function: L-serine:pyruvate transaminase activity; L-alanine:glyoxylate transaminase activity.
UAUCACUCGGGUACAGUGACGUCAUUAAGACUCAACUUUGUACUUCACUCAGUUAGCAUCAAAGAAGCAGACAUCACAGAACCGUGCGGAGACUACGGAGUAAUGUUCUCGGACUCGUGGAACAAGUGACGUUUUGUGCUAUUCCCAAAUAACGAAAAGAAUGACAUCCCAUAAGCUAACAUUGUCUGAGCCGGUGAUCCGAGACCGGCAGUUCAUCAAACCGCUAAUGUGUGGCCCAGGCCCCUGCGAUGUUUGGCCAUCCGUCGCCGAAGCCCUGACCAGGCCCGUUAUAUCGCCGAUAUGCGAUGAAUACUUCAAUGUGAUGGACGACAUUCGCGCGGGCAUUCAAUAUUUAUUCCAAACACGAAGCCCUCUGGUGCUCGCCAUCAGCGGUUCAGGACACACCGGGAUGGAGACCAUCAUCAGCAACCUCCUCGCCCCUGGCGAGCUGCUGCUUGUACCCAACAGGAGUAUAUGGGACGAACGCGCUACUAAAAUGGCCAGUAGAUAUGGUAUUAAAGUGGAGACAAUUGAAACUUCAGUACCGUUCACAACUUUUUCAUUGGAAGAAAUAGAGUCAGCAUUGAAGAAACAUCGUCCAGCUGGGAUAUUCAUUACACACGGGGACUCUUCAACGGGCACCAUCCAAAGUUUGGAGGGUCUUGGCAAGCUCUGCCAUAAGUAUGGAACUCUGCUGCUAGUCGACACCGUGGUGUCUCUUGGUGCAGUGCCGUUCUUCAUGGACGAAUGGGGUAUCGACGGCGUGUACACUUCAGGCCAGAAAGCGUUAAGCGGGCCUGCUGGCAUAUCACCUGUAGCUUUCAGCGCCCGAGCAGAAGCAAAGAUAAAUAACAGGAAGCACGAGCCACCGUUCUACUUCGACAUGAAGUUAUUGGCUCAGCAAUGGAACUGUUAUGACAAGAUCCGUGUCUACCAUCACACUUUAAGUCCACCACUAGUGUGGGCGCUCCGACGUUGCCUACAAGAAGUUAUCAGCGAAACUCUUCCCAAAUCCUGGGGCCGCCAUGCAGCAGUCACCGCGCUCUUCCACAAACGUCUGCAGGAAUACGGUUUCCAGUUCCUCAUCAAGAAACCCGAGGAUCGACUGGUCACGGUCACCACAAUUGCUUUGCCGAGGGGAUACGAUUUAAAGCAGUUCGUAGAUCACAUGAGAGCCAAGCACAAUAUCAUGAUAAUGGCAGGCCUGGGACCUACCGUCGGCAAAGCUUUGAGGAUCGGCAUCAUGGGAGUCAACUCUACUAUGGAAGUGGCGGACCGGGUCGCAGACGCGUUGGCAGAAACCAUGCGAGCUUUGACCAGAUCAGCACUUUGAAAUUCCAUUUGUUGUUUAUAUUGAUACGCAUAGCGGGAUUAGAACCCGUGCCAUUCUUUCACUUCGAGAUUAGACGCUCUAUAUACUACCUAAGUUACUCAAUUAUUUUAUUCUUGUUUAAUAUGCUAUAAGUAGGUUCUCACCGACACCUACCGCAAGAAGGCUUAAACUUUUUAAAUGACGUUAAGAGUCCCCGGCAAGCUCGGCCGAAUUGCAACUUCCCGAACAAACGUAGUUACGUUGUCAUUUUAAAACUACGUGUUGGAUUGUAAUGAAACUUUGCACAUGCAAUGACGUAAGGUAUAUCUAGGUUUGCAAUUAGUUUAUAUAGCUCCAGUUUACAAAACAAACGAAAUAGGGCAAAAACAAGUUUUGUAUGAAAAAUUUAAAGUCGCUGUAUUUUUUUAACUAUGGUAUCUGUAGCUACAUAAACUAAUUACAGACAUUACUUCAUUAUAUGUGCAAAGUUCCAGAGCAAUCUAGCUAGUCGUUUUAAAAUGAGAUCGGAACUAGGUUUGUAUGGAGAACAGUGCUUGCCGGGGACCCUUAACGUGUUGUUGUUCAUUUUCUCGUCAGUUCUUUAUUGACUAUGAAUUGUUAUAGAAUGAUCUCUGUUUAACUAGUAAUACCUCACGAUUUUCAUAUAUUAUAAAUAAUUCAUAUAACAUAUAUCGGCGAAUUACUAUAAUAUAUUUACGCAGAGGUUUAGAAAUAUUUACCAAUUUAUUAUUGAGUUUAUAUUAUCAAAGCACUGCAACAAUUUAUGUCGUAGUUUUUUUAAGGUAUUAGCAGAGUAGAUCGAAAACAUAAUUAAAACCAAGUUGACUGUUGUGUUCACAGGUAAUUUUAUUUCUUUAACCGUACUGUUUACAAACUACCUAUAUUGAUCGAGUUAAAUACCUCACGAUAUGCAAAUUUAGGAAGACAAUACAAUAAAACAUGUAAAGGUAUAACGAAAUGGUUGAUCAAAAUUUGGUUCAGUGUUUGAAGUCCUCUCCGUAUGGCAAACUCGCCAUCAGAUAUAUUGGAGCAACCAGUGGUCUCCAAUAAAGUGCCUAUUCCGCUAUAUAUUUUUGAGCACCUUGGCCAUUCCAAUACAUCGCGACUGUACAUACAAUGGCGACUGUACACGACACAUGAGUGAUGGUAUAGCUAUAAUAUUAUGUAUUCCGUCUUUCGCCAUCCAAUAGAUGACAAAGAUAAUUAUAAUAAUUGUUAAAUAAUAAAACAUUGCAGUACAAGCGAAUUCAUAGUAUCCUUUAUGGCCAUUAGUUUAUGUUAUUCGCAAGCCAUAGUGCUACUUUCCUAUUGUUAGAUUAAACAAAAAUUAAAUCAAGAGAACUC